Molecule: messenger RNA, 1809 nt
Organism: Plasmodium relictum
Lineage: Eukaryota; Apicomplexa; Aconoidasida; Haemosporida; Plasmodiidae
Product: conserved Plasmodium protein, unknown function
Exons: 1
Coding region: 1-1809 (602 amino acids)
Source: RefSeq, a predicted model, not a curated record
AUGAAGAAUUUUGAUUUAAAUGGGAAAAAUAAAUUAACUGAGAUGAACAUACUUCGACAUGAAAUAAACGAUUUAAAUAUAAAUGAUAAUUCUUAUAAUACAAAUACUAUUAAUGAAUAUGAUAAUACUCGAGUAGAAAACAAUUUAAAUGAAGCAAAAGAAGUGUUAAAUUGUAGCUUUUGCAAUAAACAUGUAUGCCCAAUAGUUGAAAAAUACACACCAAUGUUUGUUUAUAUAAUAGUUAUAUUAUUAUUUCUUUUUAUUUCUUUUUUUACUAUUUUUUUAUUACCACUUUUAUUUUUAACUUUUAAACAAAAAAGAUACACAUGCCCUCUAUGUAAAAAAAAGUUAGAAUCUCCUGAAAAAAUAUUUAAAAUAAAAAAGGAAAAUCAAAUAUUGACUUUUCAAUUUCCUAAAUGUGCUAUUAUUAUAUCAGUGAAAUAUUUAGUAUUAUUUAUCUCUUUAGUAUUUCUCAUCUUUUUAUUUUAUAUUAUAAGAAAAAAAAAUGAUUUUAAUUUAGAUACCUUAGCAAAGGGCCCAUAUAUAAAAUCAUCCUGGUUAGACUAUCUAGAGGACUGUGGAAACAAAUCCCAAUUCAGAAAUAAAUUUAAUAGUAUUCAUAAUUUUAAAGAAAAGUAUUAUGGAAACACUGUUAGAUGGAGAGGAUAUUUUCAUCACAUAAAAGAAGGUUUUUUUAAUAACAAUUCUUUAUUCAUAAAAAUGAAUCCAUCUGAAUAUAGGUAUGAUAAACCAGACAUACGAGCACUUUUUAACAAUUCAUUAAUUUCUCAAAUUGAAAAUUUGCAAAAAAAUGAUUUUGUUGAAUUUGAAUGUACUUUGUUAGAAAUAAGUAAAAAUAAAAGUUCUCAUUUAUGUUUACUUUGGAAUGUCAUUCUGUUAGAAAAAUAUGAACCAAAGGAUUUUAACGUUGUUGAUUUUAUUAAGCAUUUAUCUAUAUUAGAUAUGAUUAAUAAUAAUGCUAAUCCUAAUCCUUUCUUUAUUAAUCUAGAUGAUAAAAAUAAUAAUGUAAGAAGGUCAAUAAGAAUAGUUCAUUUUUCUAAUAAUGGAUUUAGAAAUUCUAAUGCAAUUCAUGAUAAGGAUCAGUACAUGUUUAAUUUAUUAAAUAAUGAAAUAAAUAGUUCAAAUAAUGAUAAUAUAUAUAUUGAUAAAAUGAAUAGAGGAUCUACUUUUAAUAACAAAGAAAUGGAGAAAGAAGAUGAAUAUGACGAAAAUGAUAUAAAUGAAGAAGAUGAUAUGAAUGAAGAAGGUGAUAUGUAUGAAGAGAAUUCCAAUUAUGACCACUUUAACUAUGGUGAUAUAGAUGAAGAUAAUUCAAAUGAUAAUCAUCCUCAUCACAAUGAAUUUUUUGAUAAUUCUGAAUAUGAAAAGGCACAUAAUUAUGAGAGAGAAUUUAAAGAAGAAGAACAUUUUAGCUCUAACUAUGAGUUGAACAAUAAAAAAAUAGAUUAUAAAAAAACGAAUACUGAUACUAACGAAAAAUUGAAUGAAGAAAAGGGUCAAGAAAUGAAUGAAGAGAAGGGUCAAGAAAUGAAUGAAGAAAAGAGUCAAGAAUUAAAUGAAGAAAAUAUUCAAGAAAUGAAUGAAGAAAAAAGUCAAGAAUUGAAUGAAGAAAAAAUUCAAGAAAUGAAUGAAGAAAAAAUUCAAGAAAUGAAUGAAGAAAAAAGUCAAGAAAUGAAUGAAGAAAAAAGUCAAGAAAUGAAUGAAGAAACAAUUCAAGAAAUGGAUAAAAAAAAGGGUCAAGAAAUAAAUGAAAAAACAAAUCAAAAAUUGAAUAAAGAAAAUAACUAA